AUGUUGGAGAAAUUCAUCGAAGAUGAGUCCGUUUCGUACCAAGCUUCGUCUGGCGCUGUGGAUUUCGAGGUCGAAGGUGUCAUUUUCAGGCUCCCCAAAUGCAUUUUGCAACGAUACAAAGACUCCGCAUUUUCCAAUAUGAUCAAGGACUCCAACAACGAGUCUAAUAGACCUAUCCAUCUUGCUGACACGCGUAAAGCUUUUACUGAGUUUCGUCGGGUUGUGUAUACUCAUCAUCACCAGUCGUCCAAAGAUUUGGAGAAGGUACUCAUGGUACAGAAACUGGCGCACAAGUACUGCCUCUCACUUGUAGAGGAUCUGGCUGCUUCGAUUUCAACCAAUCUCGCUACAGAUGCUGUGUCACUGCGCUCGCGUACCACUGCCUCUCUCACACCUCUCGACAUUCUUAUCUGCGCAUUAGAUGUCAAGUGCGAGAAAUUAGCCGUGAUAGCCCGUAAUGUCGUCAAGGAAGAUCUAUGGGCAUCCAGGUUGUGCCCCUAUGCUGUGAUCUCUCGUUUGAACAAUUACGAUGAGAAAGAGGUUCGGGCAACUGCAUACUAUCAAGUUCUGCUCAAAGGGUCGGAUCAUUGGCUGCAUGAGCAGCAGCUUGAUCGAUCUCAUCAUUACUCUCUGUACGCUGGGAUUACCAACCUCUCGGCCCAAUGGGAGUUGAUCUUCUCCGAUUGGGGAAGUUUGUUCCACAUUGGGAUUCAGAAGAAUAUCCCGGGGUACUCAUACUCGUCUCACAUUCAGUACACGGAGUACGGGGAAAUUCACUCGCAGAUAUGGAGGAAUUUGGCAGAGAAGAAGUUCCAACCGUUUGAUGUCCUCGGGAAACUCAAGGCCAUUAGGUCAUGGACGGGAUUACCCAGAUUCCAGGACAUUGUGCGGCCGGCUGUCAAUACGGAAAUCAAGCGGAUCAAAAGUACACUCCACGUUUUCUUCCAGGAUCCUUACACCAAAACAUUACCUUCCAUCUAA
Messenger RNA from Cantharellus anzutake, 981 nucleotides. RefSeq lists its product as uncharacterized. The record is from RefSeq and is a predicted model, not a curated record. Bases 1 to 981 code for a protein of 326 amino acids. The transcript is spliced from 4 exons. NCBI's taxonomy places the organism in Eukaryota, Fungi, Basidiomycota, Agaricomycetes, Cantharellales, Hydnaceae.